AUGCCAAAAUGUUUAUAUUGUAAGAAGGUUUUUAUGAACCAGCAGGCGUUGGAUAUUAAUUCUAAUGUAUAUGGGUCUAUUGCACAACAAAAUCCCAGUACCUCAUCUUUUAAUUGCAUAAGCAAUAUUCAAAAUUUUGAAUCUAUUGAAGAACAGGACAUUGAAUUUUUUGAUUAUAGCGAUCUUCAAAGUAAUACAUCAUAUGAAUCUAUUGAAAAACAGGAUGUUGGAUUUUUUGAUCAUAGUGAUCAUAGUGAUUCUCAAAGUAAUAUAUCAGAUAAACAAUCUGAUCUAUCAGACAUUAUAAAUGUUGAUAUUAGUGAAUAUGCUGAAUAUGAUGAUUUGCAUGCUAGAAAACCAAAAGAACCUGAGAACAUAUACCAAGAAUUUUCAUCGGAAGAAUAUGCAGAAUUUAUGCAUAUAAUAACAUGGUUCCAUGUACAAGAUCCACUUGCAAACAGCUUUAUAUGUUUUUUUAACAAAUAUUCAAAUUGCAAUGAUCAUUCAUUACCAUCUACAUCACAAAGUGGGCAGGCGUUUAUUGAGGAUCUUAAUCUUCUAUUCUUUGGCUGA
Cetraspora pellucida is the source of this 573-nucleotide messenger RNA. NCBI's taxonomy places the organism in Eukaryota, Fungi, Glomeromycota, Glomeromycetes, Diversisporales, Gigasporaceae. The record is from the annotation of a GenBank genome assembly.